Panicum hallii is the source of this 1975-nucleotide messenger RNA. RefSeq names its product tyrosine decarboxylase-like. Gene Ontology annotation, biological process: amino acid metabolic process. Bases 59 to 1654 code for a protein of 531 amino acids. Gene Ontology annotation, molecular function: pyridoxal phosphate binding; carboxy-lyase activity. NCBI's taxonomy places the organism in Eukaryota, Viridiplantae, Streptophyta, Magnoliopsida, Poales, Poaceae. The record is from RefSeq and is a predicted model, not a curated record. The transcript has a single exon.
CCCUAGUUGUUCCAUUCUCCCUUCUAUAGUUCUUUUCUCACGCACGUACAGAGCACGAAUGGCUCCGCCGGCGCAAAUGUGUCACGUUAACAAUGGCGACCUAAACGCCGCCGCUGUUAGAAUGGUGAUGAAGGAAGCGGCGCCGCCGCACAGUGCCAGCCUGCUGGACGCCGACGAGUUCCGGCGCCAGGGCCACCAGGUUAUUGAUUUCGUCGCCGACUACUACGCUGACAUGUGCAGCUACCCCGUGCACCCCAGCGUCACCCCGGGCUUCCUGCGCAGCGCGCUCCCUAAGGACGCUCCGUCACGCCCGGCGGAGCACGACGCGUUCGCCGCGGCGCUGCAGGACGUGCGCGACCACAUCCUGCCGGGCCUCACGCACUGGCAGAGCCCCCGCCACUUCGCGCACUUCCCGGCGUCGAGCAGCACGGCCGCUGCCCUCGGUGAGGCGCUCACCGCAGGCAUCAACGUCGUCCCGUUCACCUGGGCCGCCUCCCCGGCCGCCACGGAGCUCGAGAUGGUGGUCACGGACUGGCUCGGCAAGGCGCUGCACCUGCCUGAGAGCCUGUUGUUCUGUGGCGGCGGCGGCGGCACGCUGCUGGGAACCUCGUGCGAGGCCAUCUUGUGUGCCCUCGUCGCCGCGCGGGAGCGGAAGCUCGACGAGAUCGGCAGCAAGAGAAUCGGGGACCUCGUCGUCUACUGCUCCGACCAGACCCACUUUGCGCUCCGCAAGGCUGCGCGCAUCGCCGGGAUCCACCGCGACAACGUCCGCGAGAUCCCCACGCACCGCGACCGCAUGUUCGCGCUGUCGCCGGCGGACCUGGGCGCUGCCAUGCGGGCGGACGCCGACGCCGGGCUGGUCCCGCUAUUCCUGUGCGCCACGAUCGGCACCACCCAGACCGCCGCGGUGGACCCCGUCCGGGAGCUCUGCGCUGUCGCGGCGGCGCACGGCGCGUGGUCGCACGUGGACGCGGCGUACGCCGGGUCGGCGCUCGUCUGUCCGGAGUUCCGCCACCUGGCCGACGGCGCCGAUGCCGUGGACUCCUUCAGCAUGAAUGCCCACAAGUGGCUCCUGGCCAACACCGACUGCUGCGCGCUGUGGGUGCGGCAGCCGGCGCUGCUCGUCGCCGGGCUCGGCACGGAGCAGGAGUACAUCCUCAAGGACGCGGCGGCGGAGGGGCACGACAUCGUGGACUACAAGGACUGGUCCGUGACGCUGACGCGCCGGUUCCGGGCGCUCAAGCUCUGGCUCGUGCUCCGCUGCUAUGGCGUCGAGGGCCUGCGCGACCACGUCCGCGCCCACGUCCGGAUGGCCGCGGCGUUCGAGGAGAUGGUGAGGGCGGACGAGCGGUUCGAGGUGGUGGUGGAUAGGCAGUUUUCGCUGGUGUGCUUCCGGCUCCGUCCGCCGCCGGAGAAGCUCGGCGGCGAGAAGGCGGCCAACGAGCUCAACAGGAGUCUCCUGGAGGAGGUGAACGCGACCAGCUCGGGCCCGUACAUGAGCUCCGCCAAGGUGGGCGGCACCUACAUGCUCAGAUGCGCCGUCGGGAGCACGUUGACGGAGGAGCGCCACGUCACUGAAGCGUGGAGAGUCGUGCAGGAUCGAGCUGCUGAGCUGCUUGGUAAAAUGGAGAUUACCAACAGCGUGGUCGCAUAGUCUAAGAUGGGCUCGUCUUGGCUCCAUCUCAAACAGCCGACCACAGAUCGAAUAAACCAUGAACGGAAGUGGAAGCCGCAAAAGUAGUAAGCAUUUCGGAAUAAGGAGAUGAGCCAUGGCUAGACAUGCCACUUCUCCAACUUUAGGUACCCGAAGUGAGUGGUCACAUCUGUGUUACUGUAUGUACUAUUGAGGAAAUGCACAUGCUAUCCUAUGUAUAUGAUUAUUUUUUCCCGAGCAAUCGGCCGUAAUAUUUAUUAUUAGAAGAGAAAUAUUGGUUGGCACAAUUUACGAGGAAAACGAGUUUGAGAUACCAUGCAA